AGCUGGGUGUCUCGGUGUAGUUGACUUUUUGUUUUCUCCAUUCUGCUCCCUCCCUAUAACAUCCCUGAGUCCCCUCUCCACCCCCAUCAGUGUUUCCUCUCUUUUCAGGUAUCACUUCUCUUUCCUCCGCAUUCUGUUGCCUCCUCUCCAGGCAGCGUCCUUGAACCUCUCACUCCCUGCUCCACACACACCCCUCAUCCAGCACAGGAUGGACCCCCUGCCUCUGCUCCUCUACCUGUGCGCAGUGCUGGCACCGAGCCGUGGAUUCAGCGUGGAUGUGGAGGGACCCAUCACCUUCCAUGAGGCAGCAGCAGGGUUCGGGCAGAGCGUGGUACAGUUCGGGAAUGCCAGUGCUGGGGGGCUGAUCGUUGGGGCCCCGCUGCAGAUGGGAGACGUGAAUGAAACUGGCAAAGUCUACAAGUGCGACCCGGGCUCCAGACGCUGCCAGGAGAUCCCCAUCCAGAGGCCCCCCGAUGCCAUGAACAUGUCCCUUGGUUUGUCUCUGGCUGCCCGAGGUUCCCAGUUCCUGGCUUGUGGCCCCACGGUGCACCGGGCCUGCGGGGAGAACAUGUACGUCAAUGGCUACUGCUUCCUUCUGGACCAGAGCCUCCGGCAGCUCCGGCACAUCCCAGACACCCAUCCAGAGUGUCCCAAAUAUGUCACAGACAUAGCACUCCUCGUUGAUGGCUCAGGCAGCAUUGCACGUGAGGAUUUUCCAAAGAUGAAGAGGUUUGUCUCUGAGAUCAUGAAGCAUUUCCGAUACACCGACACGCAGUUUGCCCUCAUGCAGUACUCAAACGAAUUUAGAGAGCACUUCGACUUCUCACAGUACAGGAGGAGUCGCGACCCUGAUCAACUUCUCCAGGGGGUUGAGCAGCUUCAUGGAACGACGUACACGGCCAGCGCCAUCCAGGAAGUGGUGCGGAAGCUGUUCACCUCUGGGAGAGGCGCUCGGGAUGAGGCCACCAAGGUUCUCAUUGUGAUCACAGAUGGGAAGAAAUACAAUGAUCCGCUUUCUUAUUCAGCCACCAUCCCCGAGGCUGAGAGAGCUGGAAUCAUCCGUUACGCCAUCGGGGUCGGCGAGGCCUUCUCCAGCGAUGCUGCCCAACAGGAGCUCCAUGUGAUCGCCUCUGAGCCCACUGACGAGCACGUCUUCCAGGUGGACAAUUUUGACGCCCUCCAGGGCAUCCGGAGCCAGCUGCAGGAGAAGAUCUUCCCCAUUGAAGGCACCCAGUCCCAGAGCGGCAGCUCCUUCCAACUGGAGAUGGCUCAGGAAGGAUUCAGCUCCCUGCUGUCCCCUGACGGGCCUGUGCUGGGAGCGGUGGGAGCCUAUGACUGGUCCGGUGGGAUAUACCUGUACGGGAGCGGCAGGAAGCCGAGCUUCAUCAACAUAUCCACAACCUCCACUGACAUGAAUGAUGCUUACCUCGGUUAUUCGUCUCAGGUCAUCACAGCCAAUGGGCAGAGCAGCUAUGUGGUCGGGGCCCCUCGCUACCAACAUGCCGGCAAAGUCUUCCUGUUCAGCCAAGAUACCAAGGGCGGGGAAUGGACACCCAGAUCGGAGGUGUUGGGAGAGCAGAUUGGCUCGUAUUUUGGGGGUACACUGUGCGCUGUGGACCUCGACAGAGAUGGGAACACGGACCUGGUUCUAAUCGGAGCCCCCAUGUACUAUACACCUCUGAAUGGAGGGAAGGUCUCUAUCUGCCUGAUUCACUGGUCGGGGACGAUGAAGAUCUGCAGCAAGACACUGCAAGGACAGACGGGGCAGGCAUUCGGGCGCUUUGGGGCCAGCAUGUCUGAAAUCGGGGACAUCAGCGGGGACGGACGGACGGACGUGGCCAUCGGGGCCCCCAUGGAGAACGAAAAUCGCGGGGCCUUGUACAUCUUCCAUGGGGAAAAGGGAGGCCUCAGUCCCCAUUACAGCCAGCGCAUAGAGGGGUCGCUGUUCCCCAGCAGGCUGCACUACUUUGGCCAGGCCAUCAGUGGCGGGACAGACCUGACGGGGGACGGACUCCCAGACAUCGCGGUGGGAGCACAAGGGCAGGUCCUGCUGCUGAGGUGA
Mauremys mutica (yellowpond turtle) is the source of this 2062-nucleotide messenger RNA. RefSeq names its product integrin alpha-D-like. Gene Ontology annotation, biological process: cell-matrix adhesion; integrin-mediated signaling pathway; cell-cell adhesion. The record is from RefSeq and is a predicted model, not a curated record. Gene Ontology annotation, molecular function: integrin binding. Lineage: Eukaryota; Metazoa; Chordata; Testudines; Geoemydidae. The transcript is spliced from 15 exons. The coding region runs from base 209 to 2062 and encodes 617 amino acids. Gene Ontology annotation, cellular component: integrin complex; external side of plasma membrane.